AUGCAGGAGUCUCCAGGUGCUAUGGGUGUAGAUGGCAGCUAUGCCAGCAAUGUUCCAGCCUUCCUCACUAAACUGUGGACCCUGGUGGAGGAUCCAGAUACCAACCAUCUCAUCUGCUGGAGCGCUACUGGGACCAGUUUCCAUGUGUUUGACCAGGGACGCUUUGCCAAGGAAGUUCUGCCCAAGUACUUUAAACACAAUAAUAUGGCGAGCUUCGUUCGACAGCUCAACAUGUAUGGUUUCCGUAAGGUGGUGAACAUUGAGCAGAGCGGUCUGGUGAAGCCUGAGAGAGACGAUACAGAGUUCCAACAUCUGUACUUCCUCCAGGGACAUGAACACAUGUUGGAACACAUCAAGAGGAAGGUAUCCAUAGUGAAGAGUGAGGAGACCAAAGUCCGUCAGGAGGACCUCAGUAAACUUCUGUAUGAAGUUCAGCUUCUCAGAACACAACAGGACAACAUGGAGUGUCAGAUGCAAGACAUGAAACAGCAGAAUGAAGUGCUGUGGAGAGAGGUGGUCUCACUGAGACAAAACCACACACAGCAACAGAAAGUCAUGAACAAGGUCAGUCUGUUUCUUGUUCAGCCGAUGCAGUCUAACACACCCAGACACUGUGGGCCUAUAAAGAGAAAGCUGGAACCCCUGAUGUUGGACGAUGGCUCUCCGAGCCCUCCUGCCUCCAAGUUCAGCCAUAGUCACCCAAUGGAGCCCAUGCAUGAGCCCUUCUACAUCCAGUCGCCAUCCAGUGAUACUGCCUCUUGCUCUACUAGUGGGCUGACAGGAGGACCGAUCAUAUCAGAUGUUACUGACAUGUCUCAGGCCAGCAUGGCCCUCCAGAUGCAGCCUGAUGAGACCAGGGAGAAGUGCAUGAUGCUUAUCAAAGAGGAGCCUGUGAGUCCAGGAGUGAGAGGGGGAGGGAAAGGAGGCGGCGGGGUAGGGGGAGGAGAGGCCGUGGCGUUGACCUCCUCAUGUGAGGUGUGCUCCUCGGAACCUCCUGUCCUCCCGGUUGCAAUGGUCCAGUCUGUCCUGGAGGGGAGAGGCUCUGUGGCCUCUAUGGUGGAGAGGAGGAGUAAGAGACCUGCCCUUGACAGAGUGGAGGUUUCAGACGCAGUGGAGAACGUGGAUAUGAGCCUGGAGGAGCUUCAGCAGCUGCUGCUCAGGAGCCAUCAGCAGAGUACUGUGGAAGCUGGGACCAGCGCUGUAAUGGAUCCCUUCAGUUUAAGCCUGCCUCUGACUGAGUGGAACUUUACAGAGAUGGAGUCCAACCUCAAAUCAUACAUGUUCCAGAACCAGGAAGCGGAGGCUUUUCCAGCUGCUGGCUGUGAGGAACAGUGA
Morone saxatilis (striped sea-bass) is the source of this 1335-nucleotide messenger RNA. It is a transcript of the gene hsf4, whose product is annotated as heat shock transcription factor 4. The transcript is spliced from 12 exons. The record is from RefSeq and is a predicted model, not a curated record. NCBI's taxonomy places the organism in Eukaryota, Metazoa, Chordata, Actinopteri, Moronidae. Gene Ontology annotation, biological process: regulation of DNA-templated transcription. Bases 1 to 1335 code for a protein of 444 amino acids. Gene Ontology annotation, molecular function: sequence-specific DNA binding; DNA-binding transcription factor activity.